This is a messenger RNA of Phaeoacremonium minimum UCRPA7, 240 nucleotides long. RefSeq lists its product as hypothetical. Bases 1 to 240 code for a protein of 79 amino acids. NCBI's taxonomy places the organism in Eukaryota, Fungi, Ascomycota, Sordariomycetes, Togniniales, Togniniaceae. The transcript has 2 exons. The record is from RefSeq and is a predicted model, not a curated record.
AUGACCGGCCACGAGCAGAACACCCAGCAACAGCCUGAGGACGGCAAGGACAAGGGUCUCAUCGACUCUAUCAAGCAGAAGUUUGCGCCGCACAACGCCAAUCCGGGCCCGGCCAUCCCGGAGAGCUUCACCACUGGCGAGGAGGGCACCAAGGAGGAGCGCAGGGCAAAGGCUGAGGCUCUGAAUAGUGCCCCGAAGAGAGCAGAGGAGGGCGGUGUCAACAUGCACAUCACCCAGUAG